UUUCCAAAGAAUUUAUUUGGAGAAGUAAUUUUAUCGAGUAGACCCCAUUGGGUUAACUCUGAAAUUACUGAAUCGGUUCAUUUCACUAUUUGAGAGAAAAUUACCCGGUUUUCUCAACACUUUCUUCACCGAAUCAAUCACUGCCGGAGUUGCGUACACAACUAUACAUACAUAAAUGUAUAUUAUUGGACUGUUCCGUUCACAACAUAUUAUACAAGUAGAAAGUUAAGCCAGACCUGGGCCAGCCGGAUAGAUGAAGGGCUGGAAAAUUGGCUGCACAUUCACUAACGUCACGGCGCCUUGCUCCUGCUCCGGCGGUUCCAAACCAAAGAGGUGGUCGACCGCCCACCUCAGCGCAUACAAACUCCCCUCACUCUCAUCUACGGGAACUAACACCUUCAUCCCCUUCUGCUCCUCCACCGCCGCACCACUCGUCUCCGCCAUCCAAUUCUAAAACCACAGAUUAUACUAUUGAAUAGUUUAACCGAUUUUAAUCUCUCCUCGCCGCCACACCUGUCAACCAUGCAGAAGAAACAGAGCCAGCGCCGGCCACGUUAUUUUGCAAUUUGUCGGUUUCUGAAGCAUUAUUACUGUAUUUAUGUAGAGAAAUUGGGUGAAGCGGUGGGCAGAUAACUAAUUAAUGGAUCCAGUACUAAUGAAUGUUUUAGUGGCGGUGGACGACAGCGAUGAGAGCUUUGCGGCGCUCCGUUGGGUGGUUGACAAAAUCCUGAAGCGGAGGGAAGAUUCGACCACGGUCGUCACGAUUGCACACGUCGCGGAGGCGCUGCCCCGCUACGCUUUCCCUGGCGGUCAUGUGGUGGAAUCUGCGAGGAAAGCACAGGAGCAGAAUAGUGCGAGAAUAUUGUCACGUGCAUACGAGAUGUGCAGAGAAAGUUCGUUGAAAGCUAAAACAAUAAUUUUGGAGGGGGAUCCAAAAGAGACAAUUUGCAGGGCAGUGGAAGAGAUGAACAUACAUCUUCUUGUUGUUGGUAGCCGUGGACUAGGCCAAAUCAAGAGGGCUUUUCUGGGGAGUGUGAGCGACUACCUCGCCCAACAUGCUAAAUGUCCGGUUCUCGUAGUGAAGCAACCGCCCAACAAAAUCUAGAAUUUCUACCUGCUUUCUUCUUAGCUUUACUACAAAUAAAUAAAACUGGUUUGGUUGUGGCGGCAGAUGCUAUCUCAAAAUCAGAUUCAUAUAUUUUCUUCAAACGCAAUGAUGUCGGGAAUAAAGGCCCAAAUAAAACACACUACUGACCACUUGCUGAAACCUCAAGCUAUUCCAUAAACAAAUCUUACGAUUGGAAUCACGUAUUUUACAAUCAAAUUCAGAGUAUCCACUUCCAUUCAUCCACCGAUACACCACGGAGAAGUGGUUAAUUACGAUGUUCCUCUUUAAUCUCUCCUUCUCAACUUUUACCUCGGUCCGUUAAA
Molecule: messenger RNA, 1431 nt
Organism: Salvia splendens (bonfire salvia)
Lineage: Eukaryota; Viridiplantae; Streptophyta; Magnoliopsida; Lamiales; Lamiaceae
Product: universal stress protein YxiE
Exons: 4
Coding region: 641-1105 (154 amino acids)
Source: RefSeq, a predicted model, not a curated record